AUGCAGCGCCUGCCGCAGGUGGGGAUGGCCGAGGAGGGUCCCGGCUGCCCCUGGGCGCUGCCACGCCUAAACUGGAUGGGCGUCCUGCGCUAUGGCUUGCUGCUUGUCACCGCUGGAGCGCUUUGCUGCUUCGUCUGCCGCCAGAUCUUCCUGCAGCAUCAGCAACAGAAGCGGCUGGAGCUCCCUGGGGCUGCUAGGGGGCUUCACAAAGCUGGCAGUGGGGGGUUCCUGGGGCUCCAGAGGCUGAAGGGCCAGCGACAGCCCACCUGUGUGUUUGGAAAAGUGAUGGGAACCGGAGUGGGUGCGCGGCGCCUCCAGUGGGAGGUGGCUGAGUUGCAGUUCAAUCACACAGGUCCCCGGAAGGAACCCAUGCUGCUUUGGGAUGCUGGCCCAGCCUUAGGCCGCUCCUUUUCCCACGGACCAGAGCUGGACCAGGGGCAGCUGCGUGUGCACCGUGGUGGCAUCUACAGGUUGCAUAUCCAAGUGACACUGGCUAACUGCUCACCCAUGUAUAGCAGCACACCCCGAAAGGCCACCCUGGCUGUGGGCAUCUGCUCACCUGUCACCCGAAGCAUCAGUCUGCUGCGUCUGCACUUUGGCCAAGGCUGCACCGUCUCGUCCCAGCGACUGACACCUCUGGCCCACGGGGAUGUCCUUUGCACCAACCUCACCCUGCCUCUGCUGCCUUCCCCCAACACAGAUGAGACUUUCUUUGGCAUUCAGUGGGUACAUCCCUGA
Nannospalax galili (Upper Galilee mountains blind mole rat) is the source of this 738-nucleotide messenger RNA. It is a transcript of the gene Cd70, whose product is annotated as CD70 molecule. NCBI's taxonomy places the organism in Eukaryota, Metazoa, Chordata, Mammalia, Rodentia, Spalacidae. Bases 1 to 738 code for a protein of 245 amino acids. Gene Ontology annotation, biological process: tumor necrosis factor-mediated signaling pathway; immune response. Gene Ontology annotation, molecular function: tumor necrosis factor receptor binding. The record is from RefSeq and is a predicted model, not a curated record. The transcript has 4 exons. Gene Ontology annotation, cellular component: extracellular exosome; plasma membrane.